Molecule: messenger RNA, 976 nt
Organism: Owenia fusiformis
Lineage: Eukaryota; Metazoa; Annelida; Polychaeta; Sabellida; Oweniidae
Source: the annotation of a GenBank genome assembly
UUAAAAUUCGCGUUUGUCCACAACAAACAGUACCAAGAAAAAAUCAAGGAUGGAGUACAUUUUUCAUGAAAGGCAAGAGGGCUCUCUAUGUGCGCAACAUUGUUUGAAUGCACUUCUUCAGGGCCAGUACUUUACUGCAGUAGAUUUAGCUGAAAUAGCGCGACAGUUGGAUGACUCCGAGCGAAACCAAAUGGCAGAAGGUGGUGUCGAUACAGAGGAGUAUAGGAAAUUUUUAGAGGAACCUUCCAGUAACAUGGAUGACAGUGGCUUCUUUUCAAUUCAAGUCAUACAGAAUGCUCUAAGUGUGUGGGGUUUAGAGCUUGUCCCUUAUAAGAGUCAGAAUCCUAUUGCUCAAGCUGCCCAGGCCUUACCUACAAGUCAGCAUGCCUAUAUAUGUAACUUCAAGGAGCACUGGCUGUCCAUUAGGAAGCUUGGGAAUCAGUGGUUCAACCUCAACUCACUGCUCACUGGUCCAGAACUUAUCUCUGAUACCUACCUUGCCAUGUUACUUACACAGCUUCAACAAGAAGGUUACUCCAUAUUCAUAGUAGUGGGAACUUUACAAGAGACAGAUGCUGACCAGAUAUUGAAACUCAUGCCUGCUGUUCAGCCAAUCAAACCAAAGCUCAUAAGUGAUCUCAAUAAGCCAGACAAAUCAGGUGGUGCAAGCAAGGCAACCGUUGACCAGGCAGCACUUCAGAGAGCACUCGAUGAAAGUCAACAUUUAAUGCAAUCACAAGAUGAAGCUGAUCUAGAAGCAGCCAUGAGACUAAGCAUGGAAGGCCUUUCUCCUGAUGAACCUGGUCCUUCCACGUCUACCACCAAACAGCCAGAUCCCGAAGAGCUUAGGAGAAAAAGACUAGCUUAUUUAGACAAUAUAGAAAAACCUUCACUAGAUAAAGAAAAACCAGUUUCAGAAAUGUCUGAAGAAGAUCAACUACAAGCUGCCAUCAACAUGUCAAUGUCUUCAUCUUGA